AUAGAACCAUAGCAAAAUAAAUGGAGAAUUUCAAUGGAAUUCACUGUUUUGCUUAGUUCAUCCUACCACUGUACUAUUUUUUAUGACAGUUUUUCUUAAUGAGAUGGUUAUAAUUUUUUUACAUUAGAAAUUUACUGUGACUUUCGUUACAAUAAUUUGAGGUUAUUAAAUAGAAAUUACCUUAUUUUCUUCUUUGCUUUUCUUUGGCUUUUUGUGAUAAACCCUACUAAAUAUUCAACGGCGGUGUUUGUCGUUCUUCUUCUCUCUCCGCCGCAUUCAUUCGUUCUCAAACCCUCAGGACUCGAGUUUCGAUUUCGUUAGUCUAAUCGCAGAACGAUGGCAGCGAAACCGGGAGCCGCAACUUCAACGUAUUCGCCGAAAGUUGUCGCCAGAACUCGCGCUCCUAUUUUCAAGGAUUCUGACCUCGAUUGGACUCGUCCCGAUGGCCGUGGAUUCCACCAAUGCCGACCUGCCUUACUUCAAACCGGUGCUGUGAGUUCUGCUUCAGGUUCUGCUUAUGCUGAGUUUGGGAACACAAAAGUCAUUGUUUCAGUAUUUGGGCCAAGGGAGAGUAAGAAAGCAAUGGUUUAUAGUGACGUUGGUAGAUUGAAUUGCAAUGUUAGCUAUACAACUUUUGCUUCCCCGACUCUUGGGAGUCAGGGAACUGAUCACAAGGAGUACUCAUCGAUGCUUCACAAAGCGUUGGAAGGCGUUGUAAUGACAGAGACGUUUCCAAAGACAACCGUUGAUGUCUUUGCGUUGGUGCUUGAAUCUGGAGGCAGUGACCUCCCUGUUGUGAUAUCAUGUGCUAGUCUUGCUCUAGCAGAUGCCGGGAUUAUGAUGUAUGACCUUAUCACAGCUGUUUCAGUGUCUUGCAUAGGGAAGAGCCUUAUGAUCGACCCGGUUACAGAAGAGGAAGGAUGUGAAGAUGGAAGCUUUGUGAUGACGUGCAUGCCAUCUCGUUAUGAAAUCACUCAGCUAACCAUCACUGGUGAAUGGACAACGCCUAAUAUCAACGAGGCAAUGCAGCUUUGCUUGGAUGCUUGUUCCAAACUUGGAGAGAUCAUGCGGGAUUGUCUGAAACAGGCUGCCUCAGCUUCCGAUGAAUGAACAUAAUCAAGAAACUAUGGAUUUUGGAUCGUAGCUCAGCCAUGAUCCGAUCCAUUAUACGAAGCCAAAACUAACCAAGAAAAGUAAGAAAUCCAGAAAACGGGAGGGGUAUCUACGUCAUUUCAACUUACGUCUACGGGAAAAUAUCUUGCGCUAUUUGCUUCCUAAAAAAUAGUCUACUUGUUCCAUCUCAAGUUUAGGGGUAUUUAGGCCAUUUCAGCUUACGUCUGAAGUUGAACUGCUCGUGUACGAUGCAAAGAAUCUAAUCCGCAUGACUUCUUGUAAUGAAAUAAAACCAGAGAGAGAGAAGACGUGUGUCGCUGAAAAGUGGACAGUUGUACCCUCAGGCUUUCUAACGGCAGAGAAGACUUCCCACGUUUUCAACACCACCUAACAACUGUUUCUUUCUUCUCCACCUCUUCCCAUUUUUGUCUUCAUUUUUUUUCCUUCCUCAUUGUCUCUCCCAUUUUUUCCUCAUUGUCUCUUCCAUUUUUUGUUCUCUUCUUCUUUACAUCGAUUCAUUAACUAAAACUAGAUGAGUAUAUGUUCGAAUUUUUGUUAUAUAAUAUAGUUUGUUAAAAAAUUUAGUUAAAA
This is a messenger RNA of Thlaspi arvense, 1704 nucleotides long. The record is from the annotation of a GenBank genome assembly. NCBI's taxonomy places the organism in Eukaryota, Viridiplantae, Streptophyta, Magnoliopsida, Brassicales, Brassicaceae.